AUGAAAUUAAAUCUUCUUCUCGCAAUCCUCUUGACGCUUGUCGUUAUUUCCCAAGCAGCUCCUACAGGAACCAUUGAAGAAAGAGAUAAUCUUUUCCAAGAAGCUCCUUCAAGAACCAUUGAAAAAAGAAGCGAUUGUCCUCCUUACACGGAAGCUGCUUCAAGUUGUGUAUCUCAAGAAGAAGUAUCUUCAACUAAAAAAAUUCUACAAAGUAAAUAUGAUAUGAAUACAUCAGAAAGUUGA
Messenger RNA from Funneliformis mosseae, 243 nucleotides. The record is from the annotation of a GenBank genome assembly. NCBI's taxonomy places the organism in Eukaryota, Fungi, Glomeromycota, Glomeromycetes, Glomerales, Glomeraceae.